Dioszegia hungarica is the source of this 480-nucleotide messenger RNA. RefSeq lists its product as uncharacterized. The record is from RefSeq and is a predicted model, not a curated record. Lineage: Eukaryota; Fungi; Basidiomycota; Tremellomycetes; Tremellales; Bulleribasidiaceae. The transcript is spliced from 2 exons. Bases 1 to 480 code for a protein of 159 amino acids.
AUGCGCCUUAGUCCUCUUCUCGUGCCCCUUGUCAUCGCCAUGCCCGGCGCUCUGGGCAACGUGCUGGUCACCAUCAAGGCCGAAGACUCCACCCUAUCGAUCUUUGGUAUCGAUGGCCCGCGGGAGACCCUAGGUUUCCUGACCACCAGCGACCAGCAAAACCCGUACAAGCUCGCAUUUGCCGACAAAAAUCCUACCGACUCCAAGUUGUUGCCAGGCAAUGCAUCCUUCAGGCACACUUCGGAAGGCAAGCACGUCGAUUGCUCCAUUGAAGGCAUCCCAAGCGGCGAUCUCGACUCGAACAAAGACUUCAGUGCCUACGGCGGAGGUACUUACGCUACUUCGUGGAAGCUCGCGAGCUUGUCGGACACGGCUGCACAGCCUUGCGCAGAGAAGGGCGGUAUGAAGCUGGCUUGCAAGGUGUUCGAUGACAAGGAUAAGCCCCUUCCCGACAUUCAACAGCUGUGUAUGAGAAAGUAG